AUGGUAUACAGAGGAAAGCCCAGCCCAGGGUGUGCCCUAUGCCGGAAGCGGCGGCUAAAAUGUGACCAGAGGCAGCCUUCAUGCUCCCAAUGUUUGCGGAUAAAGAAAGAAUGCCCCGGGUACCAAGAUCCCCGAGCCCUGCGUAUCUAUGAUCAGACGACAGUCGUUACUGCCAAAGCCCUGGCCCGGGCUGCCGUUACCCGAAAGGCGGCUCAGUCCCCAACUGCUGAGAGUUCGAAGACACCGCCGUUAAGUUAUUUAUCUACCCCUAUCCAGGAGCAGGCUAUGUCUCAUAUCUUCAAGUUUUAUGUUGGCACAAGCCAGAAUCGGGGCGUACUACCCUAUUUGUCGGAUCUGUUGAACGCUGAUCCCUCUGGUGCACUUCAAGCCACAGUCAAAGCUGUAGGGCUGGCAUGUAUGUCAGGAAUUCACCAUUUACCUGGGCUGAGGCGAUUGGCGGCAGAGGAAUACAGCAAAGCCUUGCAGGCGACCAAUUUGAAUCUGCAGGACGCAGCCUCGGCUACGUCCGACUCCACUUUGGGGUCUGUGGUAACACUGAGCUUGUACGAGAUUAUCUCAGGGCAUGAAUCACAAAUGAUGAACGCUUGGCUCAAUCAUGCCCGGGGAGCGAUAAAGCUCCUUGAGUUACGAGGCGUGAAGCAAUUCGAAUCGCCAACUGGGUUAGGGCUGUUUAACAGCGCACGAUUACAAAUUGCUAUGAUGAACAUAUUCUUCAGGACGACGUGUUAUAGCUCAUCAACAAUAACUGCAUUAUCAAAUCAUGCAAGAACCCUCUAUGAUACUAAUUCUCAAGCGAUUGAUGAUUUUUACAAUAUUCUAAUUAUGUUCAAUGAUCUCUCGAUACGGAUAAAGGAAGCAUACAAAAAUGAUGGCUUUCGUGGAAACAUCGCACCGUUAAUUGCGCAAGCUCUCCGCCUCGAUGCUGAUAUGGUAUCAUGGGCGAGUUCUCUGGGUCUAUCCUGGCAGUUUACAGAGGCCAGUAACUCACCGUCUUUUUCUAACGGCGGCAUACCCGUCUGCAGCUAUGAUAAGGUAUAUCAUGUAUACCCGAGUAUCAACGUCGCAGUGCUUUGGAACCACUAUCGCCAAGCACGGAUCGUUCUUCAUGAGAUGAUCCGAACUAUGUGUCUCAGGGCGUCUGAGCGACAGGCAAUGCCUCAGUCCCAACAAAUAAUGCUCAAUUCUAGCGCCAUUAAUAAUCAAUUAGUGAAGGACGUCUGCGAUAGCGUCCCUCACUUCUUUACAUCGGGUGAAGCUGGUUUUGGGGGUGUCGCUCGAUUGCCAUGGCCACUGUUCGUUGCUGCUGACUGUACGGAUAUAUCGUCUCACACGAAGAACUGGAUUGCGCAAAUACUCGAUAUUAUUGCAACCUCCGCGGGUGUGCAGCAAGCGCGCAUCUUGUCACAUCUUAUCAAACAGGGACAUCACGGCUUCAAUUUGAUUCCUGGGAAAUGUAAACAAUAA
Messenger RNA from Aspergillus nomiae NRRL 13137, 1485 nucleotides. RefSeq names its product Zn(II)2Cys6 transcription factor. Gene Ontology annotation, molecular function: zinc ion binding; DNA-binding transcription factor activity, RNA polymerase II-specific. Lineage: Eukaryota; Fungi; Ascomycota; Eurotiomycetes; Eurotiales; Aspergillaceae. The record is from RefSeq and is a predicted model, not a curated record. The transcript is spliced from 4 exons. Gene Ontology annotation, biological process: regulation of DNA-templated transcription. Bases 1 to 1485 code for a protein of 494 amino acids.